Messenger RNA from Rhincodon typus (whale shark), 3958 nucleotides. RefSeq names its product dachshund c (gene dachc). Bases 402 to 2483 code for a protein of 693 amino acids. The record is from RefSeq and is a predicted model, not a curated record. The transcript has 13 exons. Lineage: Eukaryota; Metazoa; Chordata; Chondrichthyes; Orectolobiformes; Rhincodontidae.
AAAAGAAGCUGCUCGCUUGUCUCUCUCUCUCUCUCGGUGCGAGUGGAUAGGGUGCUAUUUGAUUUAUUCCUGGCUGGAAAGUUAAUUGCUCCGCCCCCGGGAUACCGUGUGACAUGUCAUUCCUCCUUUUGAUGUUUAUGUGUGUGUUAUGUGUGUGUGUGUGUGUGUUUGUCCGACAGUCUUUCGCCUUCUCUCCGCUUCUCUCUACAAAAAAAUAACAAUAAUAACAACUUCAACAGCCGAGUGGAGGAGCCGAGAGCAACUUUGAUCAGUCACAAAACCCACCUUUUCUUUUAAAUGAACGUGUGUUGAUUCCUGUUCUUGUUCAAGAGGAGAAAUACAGUGGGGAUUUUUUUUUGUCUUUUUUUCUUUUCCCCCAAUUUUUCUAUGUUCCAGCAACCAUGGCCGUUCCGGUUGCACUGAUCCCACCAGCUCCGGUGAAUCAGACCCCAAUCUCGACCCCUUCAUCCUCCUCAUCUUCCUCCUCUUCAUCCUCUCCUGCAAUCACUUCCUCGACGGCCGGAGCUGCAGCGGGAGCAGGGCCAGGGACAGCGGGGACAGCACAGAGUUUAUUCCGGGCGGACGGCGGCACGAAACCGGUUUAUUCUACGCCGUCUCCGGUCGAGAACACGCCGCAGAACAACGAGUGCAGGAUGGUGGAGCUGCGGGGGGCCAAGGUGGCCUCGUUCACCGUGGACGGACACGAGCUGAUCUGCCUGCCCCAGGCCUUCGACCUCUUCCUCAAGCACCUGGUCGGCGGGCUGCACACCGUCUACACCAAGUUGAAGAGGCUGGAUAUAACGCCCGUGGUCUGCAAUGUGGAGCAAGUGCGCAUCCUGCGGGGCCUGGGCGCCAUCCAGCCCGGGGUCAACCGCUGUAAACUCAUCUCCAGGAAGGAUUUCGAAAUCCUCUACAACGACUGCACCAACGCCAGAUGUCUCACAUUUACAGUGAGUGGACAGGAGGAGCCACUCAAAGUGCAUUCUUCUAAACUGAUGGGGAAAAGUCCUGUCUUGGGUUGCAGAAACUUUCUGUAUCCAGUUAAUUUCUACUCUAGUUCCAGGCCAGGAAGACCUCCUAAACGAUCUCAGAGUGUUACAUCCCCUGAGAACUCCCACAUCGUGCCACACACUGUCCCUGGUCUAAUGUCCCCAGGAAUGAUCCCACCUACAGGUCUUACAGCAGCAGCAGCAGCUGCAGCUGCAGCAGCUACCAAUGCUGCCAUAGCAGAGGCUAUGAAGGCGAAAAAGAUCAAAUUAGAAGCCAUGAACAGCUUCCAUGGUAACAGUAACCAGCAUGGCGCAGAGUCUGAAAAUGGCGACAUUAACUCCAGCAUUGGUAGCAGCGAUGGCUCCUGGGAUAAAGAUAAACUGCAGUCUCCCACUGGCCCAUCCUCACAGGGCUCUGUCAGUCAUCCUCCCCUCUCCAACCAGCACAACCUCGCAGCAAACCACUCCCUCAACUCCCUGCAGCAGAACCACUUAUUACCCAAUGGUCUGGAGCUCCCUUUCAUGAUGAUGCCUCAUCCACUCAUUCCCGUCAGCCUACCUCCUGCCUCUGUUACCAUGGCUAUGAGCCAGAUGAACCACCUUACCACUAUCGCUAAUAUGGCAGCCGCAGCUCAAGUACAAAGUCCCCCUUCCAGGAUGGAAACCUCAGUUAUUAAGGAACGUGUACCUGACAGCCCCUCACCUGCCCCAUCCCUGGAAGAUGGCCGUCGGCCAGGGAGCCAUCCUUCUUCCCAUCGGAGUAGCAGUGUGUCGAGUUCACCUGCUCGGACUGAGAGCUCCUCUGACAGAAUCCCUGUCCAUCAGAAUGGAUUGUCAAUUAACCAGACUCUCCUGGGGUUGUCCCCAACCAUCCUACCUGGACCCAAGGAAGGAGAUGUUGCUUGUCAGGAUGGAGGCCAUGAAGUGAAAAGAAUGCACACUGAGAAAGAUGAAGUCCUGAUUUCCACUCCAACCACAAGGGAGUGCUUUGAGAAGCUUUCCUUGGCUGGCCAGCACCUACCACCAGGUUUUCCAACUCCUCUCCUCUUUCCUGAUGGACUUUCUUCCAUAGAAACUCUGCUGACGAACAUCCAGGGGCUACUGAAGGUUGCCAUAGAUAAUGCCAGAGCCCAGGAGAAGCAGGUGCAACAUGAAAAAACAGAGUUGAAGAUGGAGCUGUUCAGGGAGCGGGAGAUGAGGGAAAGCUUGGAGAAGCAGUUAGCUGUGGAACAGAAAAACAGAGCAAUAAUUCAGAAACGGCUAAAGAAAGAAAAGAAGGCAAAGAGGAAAUUGCAGGAAGCGCUUGAAUUUGAAACCAAGCGAAGAGAACAAGCAGAGCAGGCAUUAAAACAAGCUGCCUCUGCAGACAAUCUUCGGGUCCUGAAUGAUUCGGUGACCCAAGAGAUGGAAGCUGACCGCAGCACUGGACGAACAGAUGCUGAAAGGACAAUACAAGAUGGAAGGAUGUAUCUGAAGUCAUCUGUCAUGUACUGAGACAACGGCGCAGUAACACGCCACAUGACAUGAAAAGACAAUUAGGAACACAAAAGAAACAAUGUAUAAAAAGACAAAAUACUGUCCUCUAUGAACAAGCGGGUUAACUGUGCUUUCGAGACAGCUUUACCCAGUCUGCAUAACUAUGUUACUGUGUCAUCCAUGAAAUGUUUGAUGUAUUAACGACGAGAGUCCUCUCGCACCAACUGACUUCGACGGCAGAACUCGCUGAAGCAAACACUGUUGCUGAACCAGAAACGACUAAACUCAAAUGGUGACUACAUUCAGGAGGUCACUGCUGGCAGGCACACAUGAAUAAAUGGCGCAAGCACGAGCUUUGUGCUUUUUCUUUUGGACUAAAUUAUGACCAGUGCUGACAGGUACAGUGUUAAGCACACCACGCAAAAAAUAAACUACUCACCAGUAGUCAAAAAGAAGCAAACAAAUUUUUCUUUGUAAUAUUUGUUGUCCACCCCUUUCCCUCCAGCUCUCUCGUGUUCCUGUCAUUGUGUUUAAAUCCAGCAAAUAAGUUUUAAAGUGUUCUUUCUGGAAUUCAAUGGAAUUUAACUCAGAAUUUGGAGGUAAUUACAAAUCAAACAACACUACAUCCAUAUUAUGCAGAUGUGUGUUUGAACAAGAGACAAAAAGACAUCCACAUUAGUUAUUAAGGCAAAACUCAGAAGAUAAACCUGGUAUUGAGAUUUUUCGGCAUUAGCAACUAAAAUUUAAAGAAAUACAUAAUAAAGAGAAGUGAAUGUAAGUUGUUUUUAAAAGUCAUGAAAAUACAUAAUUGUGCACUCCACCCAGACAAAUCUGUGAAUGCUGUUUGCUUCUUCCAGCCAAGCUACUGGUCGUGUGUAUAUAUGACACAGGGAGGUAAUGUGUAUGCAGUAGAUUACUAGAGAAUAAAACUACACAGUACUUUUGAAAUUUAGAUGCUGAUAUGUUUUGUCACUAUUUGUUCCAGAAACUGCAAUUUUUUUUGUGAUGAAGCUCAUUAACAAAGCAUGCAGGCAUGUAAAUAUUUGUUCUCAAGUCACAGUAUUACUGAUCGGGAUCCUUGGCGUCUGAUGUGCGCCUCUGCAAAAUCAGCACGGUGGGUCAGAAGUUCCCUUCUGCCUGCCACUCAUGUGAGGAGAGCUUGUCUCUAACUCUCUGAUACAGAACUGAUGAUAUUAAUUAAGAUCUGUGGCAAUUGCAGCAAGUUGGAUCAAAAUGCCACAGAAAUGUUUCUCAUUUUAUUUUUAAUUAUUAUUUUCUGCGUCACCUUGAGACGUUACUCUUCAAAAAUAAAAUAGGAACUUUGCAACACUUGAUGUAACAGUUGAAAAAAAACCUAGCUGAGUGGUGAGUUGAAGUCUGUAUUCUCCCUGUGUAAUAGGGAAGGAUGGUUAUGUGUAAUUAUCACUGUCUUUGAUAAACUGUGUGUUCACCUUUGUGCAAAUACUUGGAAGUAAACUCCAACACAAUGCUAA